CGCCUACCGAAUAGCGACUUAUAGCGAGCAAUUUGUAGUCGUGCACCUAUAUAUCAAAGGUCGUAUAAAUACAAACCAAUUGCACAGUAGAAAAUCAAAUUUAUUUACAAAGUAUAACACACUUCAGUUGCUUUAGCCGAUCAUGAAGACUUUCAUUUUAUCAUUCUUUCUAGCACUCCAUACCAGCACAGUGCUGGUUUCGGCCGCAGCAGCCAGUAGUCGUGAGCGUCGCAUAACAGCCAGAGUAAUUCUAACCUCGUCUGGGCGCGUGAAUGAGUACGACGUUGGGCAAUCCCCGAAUGUAAUGAAGAUGUACGACAUCAGUUACUCAGGUUGCUAUGGUGUGAACCCGUGCAGCUUGCGUGAAAAGACGCCGAUGGCAUCGAUCCAGGCCGAUCCCGAUGGAUCUGAUUCAGACAAGGUCAUGAGGGUGAAGUACGAGGCAGGCCUUUCAGCCAGCGACUCUGGAAUGCAGUUCUACACUACCCAGUUACGGGAUGAAUUCACAGAGAAGGAAAUGAAUGGUGAGGGUACACUCGAGUACAAGGUAUACUUCCCAUCCAAUUUUGAUUGGGUUAAAGGUGGCAAACUUCCAGGACUUUAUGGGGGUGAUUCCAAAACAUGUUCAGCGAACCGAAAGGCUAAUGGGGACAACUGCUUUAGUGCCCGCCUGAUGUGGCGUGAGGGAGGAAAAGGCGAAACAUACUUCUAUCUACCUUUUGGCAUGCAGAAGGAUAGUCUUUGCAGCAAGUGUACCUGGCCAGAGAUGUCUGAGUGUACAGGGAGUACGGAUCACUGCAGCUACCAACGGGGCAAGAAUGACUUCAAAUUCAGAAAGGGCUCAUGGAACAGCAUCAAGCAGUAUAUCCGAAUGAACACACCCGGUGAAAAGGAUGGUCUCUACCGCUUGUCUUUGAACGGCAAGGUUGUCCAUGAAAUCAGUAGCGUCUACUACAGAUCAACAUAUGAUUUAUCUUUAGGGGGGCUGUACUUCUCCACGUUCUUUGGCGGAAACGGUGGAUCUUAUGCACCGGACAACGACAUGUAUGCGUAUUUCAAAGACAUGAGGUUAUCAGUUGGCGACGUUGAUGCAUAAGGGGAUCGACAUGAUUCGAAUAGACUCAUGAUGUGAGUAUAAAUUAGUUAUUCAAGGUCAAAGUAUGACCUAAAUGAUAUAUAAAAUAUGA
Molecule: messenger RNA, 1187 nt
Organism: Sphaeroforma arctica JP610
Lineage: Eukaryota; Ichthyosporea; Ichthyophonida
Exons: 1
Coding region: 143-1096 (317 amino acids)
Source: RefSeq, a predicted model, not a curated record